UGGUCAUGGAGAUAUUUUAAGCGUUAGCUCGCUGAUUUCCGCCCACAUUUGCUCAGUGUGUGUUGUGUAAAGCGUCGUGUGUGGGUCUGUAGCCAUGUCCACGCUGUUUCCCUCUUUGCUCCCGCGGAUAACCGAGUCGCUGUGGUUCAAUCUGGACCGACCGUGUGUGGACGAGCCGGAGCUGCAGCAGCAGGAGCAGCAGCACCAAGCCUGGCUGCAGAGCAUCGCUGAGAAAGACAACAACCUGAUGCCUAUCGGUAAACCUAUUUUUGAGGCAGGCUAUGAAGAGGAGGAAGAAGAAGACGAUGAGGAUGAAGAAGACAGUGAAGAAGACUCAGAAGAUGAAGAAGACAUGCAGGACAUGGAUGAGAUGAAUGACUACAAUGAGUCAGCUGAUGAUGGCGAGAUCAAUGAGGUGGACAUGGAAGGGGCAGACCAAGACCAGGACCAGUGGAUGAUUUAAGACUCGACUUAGUCAAACUAUCAAGUCAGAUGUGCCAGCUGCUUCCUCACUCUGUGACACAGAUGUGUUUGUUCUUUGGCCGUGCAAGAUGAGAACAUGACUGGAUCAUCGUAAGAUACUUCAGGAGAAGGUCAGC
Molecule: messenger RNA, 599 nt
Organism: Nematolebias whitei (Rio pearlfish)
Lineage: Eukaryota; Metazoa; Chordata; Actinopteri; Cyprinodontiformes; Rivulidae
Product: anaphase-promoting complex subunit 15
Exons: 4
Coding region: 95-463 (122 amino acids)
Biological process (GO): regulation of mitotic cell cycle spindle assembly checkpoint
Cellular component (GO): anaphase-promoting complex
Source: RefSeq, a predicted model, not a curated record